GUUUUGAGAGCCAAGAGGGAAGAAAUAAAUACAUAUUUUUUUUUAUACAAAACUCAGGACGAAGAAAGUGAUAUAAAAAGAUGAAAUCGUGUGAACAAUUCUACGUUGUCUUGUUCAUCCUAUCUUGGGUGAAAGGGUCGUUUGCAUCAAAAGUUGACUGGAUUACAGCAUCUAAGGAUUGUAAUGCAAAAUAUGAGUCGCAGUUGAUACCACGAAGCUACAUCGAGGGCAAAAAUCUUCAUAAUGAUGUCGUCGAAGGCAUUGGCGUGAACGUUUCAGCCUGGAUUGAUGGAAAAAUUCAAAGGAUUGGGUGUGAUCAGGUAAAAUGUCUUCAGAUAAAAAGGUUAAAUGAGCAGCAAGACAGAAAACUGCCAUUCAUUUGUGUGACUUCAGGGGACAUUGAGGGUAACUUGACGGAGGUGUCAUACACGGAGUCCAGAGAAUUGUGCGGUUCUGCCCAGUUUAGAGUAGAAGGUCCCUUACAAAAGUACGCAAUGUUCUCAGUUCUACAUAAAUUUCUUCCUUCACCCAAACCGUUCGCGGCAUUUUGGCUUCCAAACGCUGAACUGAGCGACAUUGAAGAUACCUUCUGCACAUAUGUUGUGUCUAGAAACAAUGAAACAGUGGAAACGAAGUCCGACAACUGCAGUGCUCCAAAAAUGGGAGUUUGUAUCAACACAACAUAUAUUACAGACUUCAGAAUGUCAGUGAUGCUUGAAAUGACUGCGAAGCAGUGGCCACCAAUGAAAGGAGAUGAGGUCAUAUGGGCCAUGAAAAGUCACAAGAAAAAACUACAGACCGUAAGGACCUCAACUGACAAGGAUAACGCAGUUCCUGCUGUUUCCGUCUCAUUAGCACUCAGCGCUUUAAGUUUGUUUCUGGUUGUGUUGUUUAUGUGCAUCAGCAUACUUCUCUGGAAAAGGGUAUCAUCAAAAUUGAACGUUUUCUUGAAUGAAAAUCGAAGCACUGAUGCGGGAAAUGAAAUAAAAAGCGAGUCAAAUGAGAGAAAAAAUAAGAAGAAAGCAUGCACGUAUGAGGUUCUUCCCCAAAACACACAUGGCCAUUCUACUCGCGUUAAAAAUCUACCGAUGGAGCAGGAAAACCCAUACAGCGAGAUAACAAAAAGACGAGAGUCUGGUUACCAUAACAACCCUGGAACGUCAGGGCAAACAGUAGAGACGAUUUUGCUAGAGAACUGAUAUUUAAAAGUGUACUGUUUCGUGUUAAUAUCCUUCCUUAAUUCAUUUUUAGAGAGAGAGAGGGAGGGGGAGAGCAUUAAAAUUUAUUCAUUUUUUACCAUUUUUCAUUAUUGCAUGUUGUAUUUUUUUUCUUUAUACGUAAAUGUUCGAAUUAUAUAUCAUAUUACUAUUCCUCUUUUGGAUCAAUAUCUUGUACCAAAUGUUCCGUUGCACCUAUGUUUCAAUCAUAUGAAAUCCAGUUUUGUACACGAUAAUGCAUUUUCCAACUUUUUACUCCUACAUACGUUUCAUUUGUAUACUUUGUAGCUGUACGCGUGUUGCAGUUUAUUUUUAGCAUACUAUAUAAAUAACAUAAAACUGGAAUGAGAGAAUUCAAUAUUUAUCUUCCUUAGCUUUUACCAGUGUAUCUAGCAAAUCUCUUCACAACAUGCCAAAAUAUUUCUUUUCAGUCUGCUAAUUUAGCAUCACAAAAAAGACUUAAAAUUUCAAACCCACAAAUCUUGAAUUCAUCUCAUAUUAUGAUAACUCUUUUGCAGAUAUAAUGUUGUUAAAUUUCAAUUUAAAGCAUUUUACUCUGUGCAGAUAGAAAAUUUGUUUAAACUGGAGGCCCUUGGGCCAUAAGGGUCACCUGAGUAAAAUAUCUCGACUCACAUUCUUCGUCCUCCAGCAUGGCCUCGUCCACACUGGACUGUUUGGAGAGACUGGAGGUUUCUGUGGAGGAUUCUGAUUGGAUACUGAGACCCCACGUGUCCUGUAAGAGGUCAUUGUCCUCCUCAUAGCUGUCUUCAGAAAAAAACCCUGGGGUUUACUGCCAUAAUCUAUUAUACUGACUACAUCCAUAGUAAUUAUUUCUCUUCAUAAUUGUAAAUUUCGUUAAUCUUUGUUAUGAAUUUAGCAUCUUUCAGUAUUGAUGAGCUUUAUCCAUUUAAUGCUUCUCGAUAGGCUAUCACUCGUAUGUACAUUUUAGAUCUUUUAAAACACCAUUUGAAAUAGAAGUUCCAAGUUAUCUUUUUAUGCAGCACGAAUUUGCCCUUCUAAUUUCAUGAUGAAAUGUGGAGAUAAAAGUUUAAAAGUAUAUUUAUGAAAUUUCUAAAUAGCUAACAAUGUC
Messenger RNA from Saccostrea cuccullata (small rock oyster), 2307 nucleotides. RefSeq lists its product as uncharacterized. NCBI's taxonomy places the organism in Eukaryota, Metazoa, Mollusca, Bivalvia, Ostreida, Ostreidae. The record is from RefSeq and is a predicted model, not a curated record. Bases 81 to 1199 code for a protein of 372 amino acids. The transcript is spliced from 9 exons.